Sander lucioperca (pikeperch) is the source of this 776-nucleotide messenger RNA. RefSeq names its product insulin-like 5a (gene insl5a). The transcript has 2 exons. The coding region runs from base 152 to 472 and encodes 106 amino acids. Gene Ontology annotation, cellular component: extracellular region. Gene Ontology annotation, molecular function: hormone activity. Lineage: Eukaryota; Metazoa; Chordata; Actinopteri; Perciformes; Percidae. The record is from RefSeq and is a predicted model, not a curated record.
ACAUGGAGAUGCAGGCAUUGGGUCAAGAAAGAAGACUUAAAGACAGCCGGCAAGAUAACAGAUAACCAACAGAAAACAGAACAGAGCAGCUGAGGAAGUUUCAGGAACAAACCAGACCAAGAAAGACAUAAAUCUCCUUCAGGUAUCCAGCAUGCGUGCUCUGGUGGUUUUGCCUCUGCUUUUGUGUGCAGUGGUGUGCGUGGUCCAGGUGAGAGCAGAGGUGAAGGCAGUGAAGCUAUGCGGUCGAGAGUUCCUGAGGGCCGUCGUUUACACCUGCGGGGGCUCCCGUUGGAGGAGAGUCCUCAGUGAGUCAGACAUGGACGGUUUGCCCACAGGGGAGCAGGGCAGUUUGGAGAGCCUGAGCAGCAGCAGCCCGGGCUCCGAGUUGACCAAACGGGAUAUGAAUAACAUACUGACCACCGUGUGCUGCCAGGUGGGUUGCAGGAAGAGCGACCUCACCUUCCUCUGCUGAGGACAACCUCCCCUCUUCUUCUUCCUUUCUCCAAAAUGACUCUGCUAUCUCCCGUCUCGCCUUAGUAGAAAGCAAAUCUCAAUCAAAAUACUGAUGUUUUAAAACAAUACCAUCACUGUAUUGUAUGUACAACAAGGCUCAUAUCCACACUUUAAGUGAUUGCUUUUAAUAUUUUUUUUUAGAGUUAUUACUUUACCUUGUAAGGUUUGUAGAUGUGAAUGUGGACCACGUUUGUAAACAUGUUUCUGAAUCCGAGUUGGAACCAUAAGAAUAGAUUUUAUUAUAAUAAACUUAUGGACAGAUA